UAUCAACCCAGUGGGUCAUAUCAACCAAGUGGAGCCAAUCAGCCAAGUGGGCCAUAUCAACCAAAUGGGUCAUAUCAACCAAGUGGUUCAAAUCAGCUUGGUGAAUAUAAUCCAUCUAGUGGACGCUACAAACCGAAUGGAUUUUAUCCCCAUAAUAAACCAAGUGGAAAGUACCCCACAAAGGGAACCUACCCACCAAAUGGGUCAUAUCAACCACCUAAUCCCCCAGGUUAUCAACCAGCCAGUCCACCAAAUUAUCAACCAGCCAACCCACCGAAUUAUCAACCUGGUUAUCCGGGAAAUUAUCCACCAUCUAAUCCACCCAGUUAUCAACCACCCAGUCCACCCAAUUAUCAACCAGCUUACCCAUCAAUUUAUCAACCAACAAUUCCACCUAAUUAUCAACCAGCGAUUCCACCUACAUACCAACCCCCUAAUCCACCUACAUACCAACCCCCUAAUCCACCUACAUACCAACCCCCUAAUCCACCUACUUACCAACCCCCUAAUCCACCUACAUACCAACCCCCUAAUCCACCUACUUACCAACCCCCUAAUCCACCUACAUACCAACCCCCUAAUCCACCAACAUACCAACCCCCUAAGCCACCGACAUACCAUCCUGGUGGACAGCCCUCCUAUCAGCCCAGCAGCCCCCCAUCAAGCCCCACCGGCUACCUGCCGUCCGGGUCUGGUCAACCACCCCAACCCCCCGUGUACUCCCCCGACCCGUCGUACGCCUCACCGCCGGCCAACCCACCGGCCGGUUCGGGCGUCGGUCAGCCAUCUUCUGGUUCUAACUACUACAACCCGAUUAACAUCAGUCCACCUCCCGUGACCCAACCAGGUGCGCAGGUCAUCACUGGGAACAUGGAGACGAACGGUAAGUGCUAUGGCCUACAAUAACUGAUCUCAUUAACCAGGAUUCACUUAAUUUAAGUACGGCUGCUUGCAGACUAUCUUUCAAAUUGAUACAAUGUAUUCUGUUAGAUAAAGUUGUUUUUUUUUUUUUUUAAAUUUUUAAAGAUAUUUUAAAAAUUGUAAAACGUGCUCACUUGAACAUACGUUUAUAAAGUUACGGUUGCACAUCCGGGUGUAUCACUCCUCCGUCUAGCAAGGGGUUAAAAACCCAAGGAUAUUAAUCCUCCGUCUUGAAAUCAAAUGGUUCAAAAUACAAGUGAAUUCCUCCUACUCCUACUUACGGCUGUCCUAAAUUCCGGUUUUAAACAGUUUCUCGGAGAGCAGCUAAGAAAGAAUAACGAUUGAUGUCCUUAUUUAUCGCUUGACCAGUUCACGACCUUGACCAGCUGGUCUUAAGCUUCAUUCACUACAUGUUUAUGUUGUUGUUUAUGAGUUGACCAUGUCUGAGGCCCCAUUCGAUGCAUGUGUAUGUUGUUGUAUAUGAGUACACUAUGUCAACAAUAAAUCAAUAGAUGCAAAGUAUAAUAUAUUGUUGUAUUUGAGUUGGCAUUGUCUUAGUAUUGGAUAAGGCUUUGCCAAGCCAUUUGAGUAGGCCUUGUCAUCUUAUUUGAGUAGGCCAUGGCAUCUUAUUUGAGUAGGCCUUGUCAUCUUAUUUGAGUAGGCCUUGUCAACUUAUUUGAGUAGGCCGUGUCAUCUUAUUUGAGUAGGCCGUGUCAUUUUAUUUGAGUAUGACUUGUCAUCUUAUUUGAGUAUGCCGUGUCAUCUUAUUUGAGUAGGCCGUGUCAUCUUAUUUGAGUAGGCCGUGUCAUCUUAUUUGAGUAGGCCGAUUCAUCUUAUUUGAGUAGACCUUGUCAUCUUAUUUGAGUAGGCCGUGUCAUCUUAUUUGAGUAGACCUUGUCUUAGGGACCAUUCACUAAGAUAUGCAUGAUGUUGUAUUUGAGUAGGUUUUCCACUACAACGAAUUUAUCUAUUUCACCAGCUCAUUUCUUUCCCCCUUUCGUCCGCAGUCGGCCAGGGGGUUGAUCUCACCAGAUACGGCUACGCCUACGAGAAUUUCCAGCCCACGUCCGCCCCUGCCCCGCGGACCUGCUCAAACUGCAAGACGUCCUGCGCCGAGGUGAGCAGCACCACCAAGGUCAUCGUGUCGUGUGCCGACUGCUGCUACAUCGACUGCGUCACCGGGUACAGAGUUUGUCCGUAGAACUUUGGACGCCGCGUCCUGAAGCUGAAGCUUACGUCGUGUUUGUAAAUGGUGACCAGAGUGCAUGGACAGACAUUGACUGAGAUGCGUUUGUAGGCAAAAAUUUGGGGGAUUCCCGAUCAUCUGAAAACAAAAGCUACUUCAACUUUGUUUGAUUUUUUGGUGUCCGCUCACAUUGGCUCUUGCA
Messenger RNA from Lymnaea stagnalis (great pond snail), 2309 nucleotides. NCBI's taxonomy places the organism in Eukaryota, Metazoa, Mollusca, Gastropoda, Lymnaeidae. The record is from the annotation of a GenBank genome assembly.